This is a messenger RNA of Solanum dulcamara, 1361 nucleotides long. Its product is annotated as DNA mismatch repair protein MLH1-like. The record is from RefSeq and is a predicted model, not a curated record. The coding region runs from base 308 to 1126 and encodes 272 amino acids. NCBI's taxonomy places the organism in Eukaryota, Viridiplantae, Streptophyta, Magnoliopsida, Solanales, Solanaceae. The transcript has 5 exons. Gene Ontology annotation, molecular function: ATP hydrolysis activity; mismatched DNA binding; ATP binding. Gene Ontology annotation, cellular component: MutLalpha complex. Gene Ontology annotation, biological process: mismatch repair.
AAGAUGCCAAAAAACCUAAUCUCAACUGAAAAUCAAGAACAUGGUAAAAACUGAUAAAAUAUCGAAGCAAGAUGUUUCCUGACUGAGAGAAUGUAAUUCUCAUUAGUAUACACAAAAAUGAAAAGAAUGACUACUUCCUACUCCAUGAAAUUUUUGUUGGAAUACAAGCACAAAUAACGAAGCAAUCAAGCAAAUAACCAGAGCAGCGUGGCCAUGCUAGUACAGCUGCAGCAUGUCUGUGAAAUUUUAAUCUCCUUCUCCAUGACUGCCCCUCCGCCACAUUAUUACAUAGCAGAGCAGCGUGGCCAUGGAAAUUGAACAAGCUAUUAUUGAAGUGGAAAUGGAAGAUGAACCCAUUCCAGCCUCGAUUCCCCAGGAGCCACCGAAGAUUCGGCGUCUGGAGGAAUCUGUGGUUAACAGAAUCGCGGCUGGGGAAGUCAUCCAACGGCCAGUGUCUGCCGUCAAAGAGCUCAUUGAGAACAGCCUGGAUGCUGAUUCCACCUCUAUUUCCGUUGUUGUUAAGGAUGGUGGUCUUAAACUUAUCCAAGUUUCCGACGAUGGCCAUGGAAUCCGUUACGAAGAUUUGCCAAUUUUAUGCGAGAGGCAUACAACAUCCAAGCUGAGUAAAUUUGAAGAUUUGCAGUCCAUUAGAUCGAUGGGAUUUAGAGGAGAAGCCUUGGCUAGCAUGACAUAUGUGGGUCAUGUCACUGUCACCACCAUUACUAUGGGCCAGUUGCAUGGAUACAGGGCAACAUAUAGAGAUGGUUUGAUGGUGGAUGAGCCAAAAGCUUGUGCUGCUGUCAAGGGUACCCAGAUAAUGAUUGAGAAUUUAUUUUAUAACAUGGCUGCGCGAAGGAAAACCCUUCAGAAUUCUGCCGAUGACUAUCCAAAAAUUGUUGACCUUAUUAGUAGGUUUGCAAUUCAUCACACACAUGUGAGCUUCUCUUGUAGAAAGCAUGGAGCUGGUAGAGCAGAUGUUCACACUCUCACUACUACUUCAAGGCUUGAUGCAAUUAGAUCCGUUUAUGGAGUUUCAGUUGCUCGAAAUCUGAUGAAAAUCGAAGUUUCUGAUACUGGUCCAUUAAAUUCAGUUUUUAAGCAAGGUGAAGCACUCAACACGUUUUGAGCUUCGCUUCAAGGCUUUAGCAUGCCUUUGAUAAUACUGGUUUCAUGCAGAAAAUGCAAAGUCAGAACAGAGUGGGUAUCUUUCAAAAUUAGAAAGGUUAAAGUGGUCUGGCUAAUUUUGUAUAAUAUUGACUUGAGAUAAGUUUAGAAGUAACACGGUCAAUGAGGAUUCAUAUAGCCGACUCCAACUUGUUCAAGAUUGAGACAUAAUUGUGGUAGAAAGAUUAAACAAUAGA